AUGGACAUCAAGCCACUAUUAAGGAGUUUUGGCUCUCUGAUCCGAGCCAUUCUUACAUUUCUUUUUGCUCUCCUGGUCCUUGGGGUGAUGUUAUGGGCGUACAUUUAUGGUUUUGAGAUAGCUACAUCUCCAUAUAACAUCAUCUCAUUUGGUUUCUAUGGACUGCUGCAAAGCAUCCACGUCCUAAUUCAGAGCCUUUUUGCCUUUUUGGAGCAUCGGCGCAUGCAUGCAAGACGUAAACCUUGCUCUUACACAAAAUCCAUUGGCUUUACUAUAUCAGCCUUUCAGGAGGACCCUGCCUAUCUCCGUGAGUGCCUUGUGUCUGUACGGGCUCUGCAGUACCCAACUGAGCUGCUACGCAUUGUCAUGGUGGUGGACGGAAACUCUGAAUAUGACUGCUACAUGAUGGAGAUGUUCCAGGAGGUCUUUGCAGACCAGGAUCCUGGCUGUUAUAUAUGGCAAAACAACUACCACUCUUGGAACCCCACUGGCCAAGUUCAAGAUGCUGAAGCUGAAGACCCCCAGCGCUUGGAGGUUGAAGAACUCAUUAGGACCAAGAAGUGUGUUUGCAUCAUGCAAAAAUGGGGGGGAAAGAGGGAAGUGAUGUAUACAGCAUUCAAGUCACUAGGGUCCUCUGUGGAUUAUAUACAGGUAUGUGACUCGGACACAAAAUUAGACCCUCUGGCCACAGUGGAGCUCUGCAAGGUGCUGGAGAGUAACCAGAAAUACGGUGCCGUGGGAGGCGACGUGAUGAUCCUUAACCUUAAAGACUCCUAUAUCAGCUUCAUGAGCAGCCUGCGCUACUGGAUGGCGUUUAACAUUGAGAGGUCCUGCCAGUCCUUCUUUGACUGUGUCUCCUGUAUCAGUGGCCCCUUAGGUCUUUAUAGGAAUGACCUCCUCCAGCAGUUUUUGGAAUCCUGGUACAACCAGAAGUUUCUCGGCACCCACUGCACUUUUGGGGAUGACCGCCAUCUCACCAAUCGAAUGCUAAGCAUGGGCUAUGCUACAAAGUAUACUGCCCGUUCUAAGUGCUAUACCGAGACUCCCGCCCAGUUUCUGCGCUGGCUCAAUCAGCAGAUGCGUUGGAGCAAAUCCUACUUUCGUGAAUGGCUCUAUAAUGCUAUGUGGUGGCACAAGCAUAACCUGUGGAUGACCUACGAAUCCAUUGUCUCAGGCAUCUUUCCUUUUUUUGUCACUGCCACCAUUAUCAAGCUCUUCUGGACAGGCACUCUAUGUGACAUUUUGUGGGUUUUGUGCUGCAUCCAGUUGAUUGGUCUGAUAAAGGCAGCCUAUGCCUGCAUCCUACGACAAAAUGCAGUGAUGCUCUUCAUGUCCUUAUACUCUGCCCUCUACAUGACAAGCCUCCUGCCCGCUAAAUACUUUGCCAUUAUCACCAUGAAUAAAAGCAGCUGGGGGACAUCGGGUCGUCGUAAGAUGGUGGGGAACUAUAUUCCCCUGGCACCCCUUUCAGUGUGGGCAGCCAUCUUGUUGGGGGGCCUGGGGUACACAAUCUACAAGGAAUGCAAUGAGAAGUGGACAACAGAUGGUAAAAAAGAAGAGAUCAAGUUUUUGAUAUUUGGAUCUGCAGCUUAUGUGUGCUUCUGGCUUGUAAUGAUCUGCCUCUAUUGGAUGUGGUUUCGGAAAUUAUUACGAAAACGCUCACAGAGUUACACUGUGAAUGUAUAAGACAAUUAUUUGGACACCUUUUUAUUUAUUUAAGAAAACUUGCACUUUUUCAUGGUCUUCAUGAAACUUUAUUUAUAGAUUGCUUUUAAAUUUGGAAUUUUAUUUGU
This is a messenger RNA of Rhinichthys klamathensis goyatoka, 1793 nucleotides long. RefSeq names its product hyaluronan synthase 1-like. NCBI's taxonomy places the organism in Eukaryota, Metazoa, Chordata, Actinopteri, Cypriniformes, Leuciscidae. The transcript has 4 exons. The coding region runs from base 1 to 1686 and encodes 561 amino acids. Gene Ontology annotation, biological process: hyaluronan biosynthetic process; extracellular matrix assembly. Gene Ontology annotation, molecular function: hyaluronan synthase activity. The record is from RefSeq and is a predicted model, not a curated record.